This is a messenger RNA of Lycium ferocissimum, 3320 nucleotides long. RefSeq lists its product as uncharacterized. Lineage: Eukaryota; Viridiplantae; Streptophyta; Magnoliopsida; Solanales; Solanaceae. Gene Ontology annotation, molecular function: RNA nuclease activity. Bases 151 to 1704 code for a protein of 517 amino acids. The record is from RefSeq and is a predicted model, not a curated record. The transcript has 3 exons. Gene Ontology annotation, biological process: regulation of gene expression. Gene Ontology annotation, cellular component: peroxisome.
CUAGUCUACUAGUUCGUACACAAGACUCAAAACACAGAGUCUUUGGGUUUUCGUACUGAAGAAGAAUCAGCAUCUCUACUUUGCAGCUCAUCAAUUCUUUCUUCCUCUUCAGGUAGCCAGGGACUACACAAAUCUUUGGCUGAAACACUGAUGGCACUUCUUCCUACAUCAUCUUUUGGAUUAUCAUCAGAGCCCUUGGAACAAAGUGGGACACCGGUGGCAAACACAAACACGAAAGCACCAACACCUCUCUCCUUGCAAAGCCCAAAUUCUUCACAGGGACCAGUGGCAAUUCUUUGGGACAUUGAAAACUGUCCAGUUCCAAGUGAUGUACGCCCUGACGAUGUGGCUGGCAACAUCAGAAUGGCUCUGCGGGUCCAUCCUGUGAUCAAAGGAGCAGUUACGCUUUUUGCUGCCUAUGGAGAUUUUAAUGCUUUCCCCAGGCGAUUAAGAGAGGGCUGCCAGAGAACUGGUGUUAAACUUAUAGAUGUCCCCAAUGGCAGGAAGGAUGCAGCUGACAAAGCCAUCUUGGUUGACAUGUUUCUUUUUGCUCUUGACAAUCCUCCACCCUCGUCCAUUAUGCUAAUAUCUGGAGAUGUUGAUUUUUCUCCUGCACUGCACAUUCUUGGUCAACGUGGAUACACUGUGAUCCUUGUCAUUCCUGCAAAUGUUGGUGUUUCGUCUGCUUUAUGUAAUGCUGGAAGGUUUGUAUGGGACUGGCCAAGUGUCGCUCGAGGCGAAGGUUUUGUGCCUCCUGCAAAGGCCAUUAGGGGUGGUGUCUCAGACAUUACUGGGAUUCUAAUGGGUUGUUGCCAGAUUAAUGACAACUCAGAUUAUCAGCAUGAAGAUGAAGCAAUACUGUAUAGGGGUCUCUCACAGAGCUACUAUAAUGCAAGGGAUUUCUCAAUGAUAUCACAUUCUCUGGCUGAAUAUAAUACCACUUCAAUUUCCAUGCCAUGUUAUCCUAUGGGUACGCGGACUCAUAGUCUUCCUUCUGGUUUAAAUGAAGGAGGUCCAUCUUCACAGGAUCAGAGUGAAUUGACAUGGGUGCAGCCUGGUAAUAUAAAUGGUUUGAAGGGGCAGCUGGUGAAGUUGCUUGAAUUAUCUGGUGGCUGCUUGCCUCUUACACGAGUUCCUGCAGAAUACCUGAAAAUUUAUGGGAGGCCUCUUUAUAUUUCAGAAUAUGGUUCAGCUAAGCUCGUGAAUCUUCUCAAGAAGAUGAGUGAUACAAUUUCUGUCGGGGGAAAAGGCCAAAAGAAGUUUGUCUACCUCUAUAAUUCAUGUGCUUUACCAAGUGCUCCCCCCAUAACUAUUUUAAAAAGAGAUAAUAAAGGAAAAGGAACACAAGAGGGAAAUGCCGAUAUUGUGACUGGGGUUGGAUCUUCGGAUGAGUUCUCAGAUGAUGAAAGAGGACUCGUAAAAGAGCGUGGGGGGAGCUGUGAGAAAUCUGAUAUGGGUCCAAUAGUUGAAAAAAGCCUUGAAAAUUUCAAGUAUGAACUUCAAGAGAUACUUGUUAGCUACUCUUGCCGAAUUUUUCUUGGUUGUUUUGAGGCAAUAUAUCAACAAAGGUACAAGAGGCAAUUGGACUACGAGAGCUUUGGAGUGGCUGAACUUGAGCAGCUACUAGCGAAGGUGAAAGAUGUUGUGAUUGUGCAAGAGGAACCAGUUAGCAAGAGGAAGUUUCUGGUUGCUGUUGGUGCCUAGAAGUGUUUGUCGUUUCAUUUCUUGACUAUUUACUGUCUUAACUAACUUGGGACUUAUGAUGAGGUAUUUGUUGUCGCUACCUUGUCCUCAUUGUCCUUGUCAUUUUUUUGUUUUCUCUUCAGUAUGACAAAAGAAAAGCUGAAGUCAUGUUUGUCAUUUCUUCUUCACCAUGACUUAGUUUGUUCUAUAAUGUCAGAAGUUCCUAUGUAACACCAGAACAAUGGGAGAUCUCUGUGUAUAUUUAUCUCUCGCUGCUUUCAUCUAAAUACAUGCUAGAAUGUGUAAAUUAUUCAAGCUAGUUUGCGCAGGAGGUGCUUUUUUCCCUCAUCAUGGUACAUGUCAAUGAUGGAAGCAAGAUUGCUUUUCUAUGAAUUGUUCUUUUUGCCGUAUGUAACUUGGAUCUGUAUUCUGCUUCUAAAUUCAGUGUGACACGUAUCUCUUCCCCAUUUCGUACCAAAGUCUAUGGAAUUAGUCAAAGUUUUUCAUAAGUGUAUUUGCAUUGGGAAAACACACUUUAGCUCAUCUCAUGGUUCUUGCAAACUCUUUGCCGUGAAGAGACUGUUUUCAAAGCUUAAGCCUUGUGCCAUUGGAGGGAUGUUGAAGUUAAAGAAGGGCCGUUCUCCAUGCAAAAGCUCCCAUGAUGGUGUCAAUUAUGGCAGGCCAGUCUAGCAAAAGUAGGAUCAUUUUUGUCACAUUCUUCAAUUUGUUUAUGGUUUGUGUACCAUAUUGAAACUCCGGCAGAAGCCUGUGAUGGAAAAGAUAGUAAAUCUCUGAUUGGAAAAUAGGGGAGAAAGGAUACAGGUCCAAAAUGUGAUUGAUAGCCUUGGUUUACUGUCAUCCGAAAAUGAGCUGUAACUGUAAGUUGGGCAAUAGCUAUGAAUUUGGUCGUGUGAACAUCUAAAUGGGUGGAGAUAUGCAACGUCCAUGACUAUAACAAGACCUAGUUGGAUGUCAACAGCAGUAGCAUCCAGAGUCAUAGGGUCCAUAUGAUCAUGUCAUAUGGAGUAACUUAAACAGUCAGUCAAGGACUUGAGUCAUAUGGUUGCAUGCACUUCGAUGUUGCUCCUUGAGGCGUAAAGUUUGUCAUGAAACUCCAACUGUGUUUAUCCUUUGGAUUGUUUCAUUCUGCGGAAAAUGGUGGCUGUAGUUUAAUCACAUAGUUUGGGUAUUUAAGCUAGACGUGGGCUAGGAGCACUUUGCUCGAUGUAGCAGAUGCUUGCCACGUGCAAAAGCGUCAUAGAAAGGGUUUUGAAAGAAUUAUUCUUUCCAAUUGUUCUGGUUUUGGAAGGAAUAUUGUUUAACAGCUUCUGUUGCUCUUUGUCAACAUAAGCUUGGAGCUAUUCAGUUGCUUCUGUGGGAAACAUUUGUUCUGUAGGUGGAUUAUGCUAUAUAAUUGAUGGGAAGGAAUGGUUCAUUUGUCAGCAAAUUUUCAUAUGGUCAAUUUUCCUUGUACAUUAAACUGGUUUCGUUUGGUUUCUUCUUCCCUCCUCCCAUGGCAAGUUUAUUAUGUAUAUAGCCUAUGCCACACCCCUCCUUGCUCAGGCAAGGCUUGAGAAACUUUUUUAUAUGCCCAUGUUUGACUGGAUGAUGCUAAAGGUUUAUUUGUUUGGUUAGUA